Lytechinus variegatus (green sea urchin) is the source of this 4554-nucleotide messenger RNA. It is a transcript of the gene acadvl, whose product is annotated as very long-chain specific acyl-CoA dehydrogenase, mitochondrial-like. The transcript has 15 exons. Lineage: Eukaryota; Metazoa; Echinodermata; Echinoidea; Temnopleuroida; Toxopneustidae. Bases 121 to 2046 code for a protein of 641 amino acids. The record is from RefSeq and is a predicted model, not a curated record. Gene Ontology annotation, molecular function: very-long-chain fatty acyl-CoA dehydrogenase activity; fatty-acyl-CoA binding; flavin adenine dinucleotide binding.
CGUGCGUCAAAAUACAACAUGCGUAAUGUAACGUCAACUUGUUUUGUAAAAAAUACGACUUGUUUCUAAAUUGCACUUUUGCUUAUUUCAUACGGAAAGGAGAGCGAAUAAAUCAGAAAAAUGAUGAAGUCAGUACGAUUCGUGAACAGGCUACAUAAUACAGUAUUCCAAAAACCCGGCGUUACGUUGCGGCCUGGAGCUGUAGCAUGGAACCAAAUUCAUCAGCGUCAAAAGGCUUCGGCUGCCCAGCCGCAAGAAACAGCUCAGACCACAUCUCCCAAAACAGAGGAAACCAAAUCAUUUGUAAUGGGUCUUUUCAGAGGUCAGAUCAACCCUGCAGAAGUGUUUCCCUAUCCUGAAGUAAUGAAUGAAGAACAGAAAGCCACACUUGAAAUGUUAGUGGACCCAACGCAGAAGUUUUUUGAGGAAGUCAAUGAUGCACAGAAGAAUGACACCUUGGAAAAGGUUGAAGACGACACAAUGCAGGGCCUUAGGGAGAUGGGGGCAUUUGGGCUACAGGUCCCCACUGAUCACGGGGGACUGGGAAUGACCAACACACAGUACGCUCGUCUUGUUGAAAUCGUUGGCGAGUCUGACCUGGGUGUCGGCAUCACCCUCGGUGCCCACCAGUCCAUCGGCUUCAAGGGAAUCCUUCUCUAUGGCUCCCCAGAGCAGAAGGAAAAGUACCUCCCUACACUGGCCUCUGGAGAGAAGAUGGCUGCCUUCUGCCUGACUGAGCCCGCCAGUGGUUCCGAUGCAAGCUCAAUCCGCACCAGGGCGGUCCUCAGCGACGACGGCAAACACUUCCUCCUCAAUGGCAGCAAGAUAUGGAUCAGCAAUGGAGGUCUGGCCGAAGUCUUCACCGUGUUUGCACAGACUCCUGUCACUGACUCAGAAGGCAACACCCAAGACAAGAUCUCGGCGUUUAUUGUCGAGAGGUCCUUUGGGGGAGUCAGCAAUGGUCCACCUGAGAAGAAGAUGGGUAUCAAGGCUUCUAACACAGCUGAGGUUUACUUUGAAGAUGUCAAGGUCCCAAGAGAGAAUCUCCUUGGUGAGGUUGGAGAAGGGUUCAAGGUAGCCAUGAUGAUUCUGAACAAUGGACGAUUUGGAAUGGGUGCUGCACUGGGUGGUACCAUGAAAGGCCUCAUCAAGAAAGCUGUUGAGCAUGCAGCAGGUCGCAAGCAGUUUGGCUACACCAUUGACUCAUACGGCGCCAUCCAGGAGAAGUUAGCCCGUAUGGCUAUGAUGCAAUACGUGAAUGAGAGCAUGGCCUACCUCCUCUGCGCCAACAUGGACUCAGGUUCUAAGGAGUUCCAGCUUGAAGCCGCCAUCAGCAAGAUUUUUGCAUCGGAGGCAGCAUGGUUUGUUGCAGAUGAAGCAAUCCAAGUUUGUGGAGGAAUGGGAUUCAUGAAGGACUAUGGAUUAGAGAGAGUAAUGCGUGAUCUUAGGAUCUUCAGAAUCUUUGAAGGAACCAACGACAUCCUGAGACUCUUUGUCUCUCUUACAGGAUUACAGAGUGCUGGCAAACAUCUGCAAGGAUUACAGAAAGCCAUGCGCAACCCUGCAGGCAACAUUGGUGUGAUUAUGGAUGAAGCAAACAAGAGAGCAAAGAGGAUGGUUGGAAUCAGCUCUGGCCCCUCACUGAAUCAGUAUGUCCAUCCCGACCUUCAAGAAUCUGCCGCCAAGGCUGCGACGUCCAUCGAGGAGUUCGGUGUCGCCGUCGAAGGCCUCCUCGUCAAACACGGCAAGAAGGUCGUUGAUAAGCAGUUCAUGCUCUGGAGGCUAGCCGAUGCAUCUAUUGACAUCUAUUCUAUGAUGGCCACCCUCUCAAGGGUAUCACGAUCGCUCUCGGAAAAUGCCGCAUCCGCCGAACACGAGAAACAGAUCUGCCAGCUGUGGUGCAGUGAGGCCUCGGAGCGGGUCACGCGUAACCUCAAGACUCUUCGCUCCUCGGAGUCAGCGGCCAACUUUGGCCGACUAGCAUCCAUCUCACAGCAGCUCGUCCAGAAUGGCGCUACCGUCCCGGAACACCCCCUCAAAUGCUGAUACCUAACCACUGACGGGAUCGACACGCACAGCCAGCAAAUAUUUGAACACUUAGCAUUAUGUACAUAUAUGUUAUAUAAUAGACAAUUAUGAUAUGUAUAUUGCUUACCAUUGAUAUGAAGCAUGAGCUAUUUUGAAACCUUGUUAUACUAACUGGUCAUCAUUUAUUUAAAGAAAUACUUCCCAGAAUACUUGGUUCUUGUUGAUUGAAUAUCAAUAAUAAUCAUCACUUGCUAGAGGUGAUUGAUGAUGUGUGUGAUACAUCAAAUUUGAUGAAGGUAUAUUGAAGUAAUCCUAUAGAUAUUUGAAUCAACGUAACAUUUAUUGAUGAAUAUUAGAGAAUUUAAUAUAUUUUUAAAGACAUGGAUUGAUUAUGAAUCAUGGAUGAAUUCACCAAGAUUGAAAUUCAAUAAGAAAUAAAGGAAUACAUGUAACAUGCAAAUAUUAAUGUGUUUUUCUAGGACCCAAAGAUGUAAAAUUAUUUCUAUUUAAGUUGGUGGAAGCUGAUAUUGUAUUUUUUCUUUUGUAACAAGUAUUACAGUUGAUGUUUAUAAUCAAAAUGUAAUAUUCCCCUUCAACAAUAUUCGUGACAAAGAAUUUAGACAAUUGUGAUUUCAAGUAUGGCGUUGGUGAGCUCGAGCUCACGAACAGAUUGAAAAUAUCAAAAGUAAAGCUUUUACAGUCACAUUCACAAUAAGAGCCAAACAUCAGAGCUUUGUACAUUAGAGUAAUGAAUUUAUUAUUUGCCCUUUCUUAAUUUUAAUGUCAUUUUAGCUUAUGCAUUCUCUGUGAUGUAACUUCAAGUGCAAUUUUGCUUUUCAUCAGCCAGGCUUACUUGUGAAGUUAAAGCAAAUGCGCUUAGACGUAACAAAUCACAUCAUUUUGAGCCAUCGAUGACAGGACCAGUAUUGUCUUUAAGCUAAUUGUUGGAGCUUGGUUCAGCAGCCUUUUCUCUGCACCAUCUCUUAACACCAUACAUGAAAUCACUCAUUGUGAACUACAUAUUGGUUUACAAUUACUAAGUUAACUUAAGUUGAAAAUUGGACACUUGUGGAAUUAAGUUGCUAGGAUACAAAGGUUUCCAAUAAAUUAAAAUCCUCUUUUUUUUAAUAUCAAAUAUGUGUAUGGUUAACUUCUGGGUACCAUUUAAUGGUAUAUAUAUUGGAGUGACUGUGAGAUAUUGUGGAGUUUGAUCAAAAUUUAAUCAUUAAUAGCUCAAGAGUAGUAUGUUACACCCUGCUCCCAAAUAUAAUUCAAGAAUUAAUAAAAUUAAAAGAAUAUUGGAAUGAAAAAAGGGACACGAUUGAUUGUAUUUUCUCUUUGCCAAAUUCCAUUCAAGUUAGCUGUGGUAUGUAUUUAAUGGAUCAAGAUUUUAAGCAGCAAUUCAUAUGAGUUUUCUCUUCUCUAAUACCACAAUAUGAUACUGUAUGUAAUUGCCUGAUUUGUUAAAAGUGUAUUUGUCAUUUUUAUUUAUACAUUAUUACAUCAUAUAUUUCUAAACGUGUAUUCUUUUUAUUGUAAAUGCUGCAGUAUUGUUCUUUAAAAUGUAAAAGUUUUAGGCUUGAAUGGUCCUAUAUAGCCAUUAAAUGUUACACAAAUAAUGCACUGGGAAUAGUGUAGUUGAGAUGCAGUGCACUGAGGGCAUUUACAGUGGUUCACGUUUUAUUUGCUACAUUCUUAAAUCGUUAUUCAUAUUGUGUGAAUCUUGUAUAAAAGUUUUGAAAAUGCAGCAAUUACGGGUUUUCUCUCUGGUAUAUGGAGCAUUCAGUGACGCAGGGUUAAUAAUUUAAAAACUUAUUGAUUUUCUGCGGCCCACCGCACCUGAAAUACUAAAAAAAAAAAAACAGCUGUGUUUGCAACGACAACACAGUAAUUUGGUGGGAUUUUAUAAGACAAGCAGAAAAUAUGGAAGAACGAUGUUAUCUUAAUGCAGUGCAGUUCUCUUAAUUAAUCAUUUUUUUCAUAUAUUUCAAGCAGUUCCGAUUUAAACAAAGUACCGACAUAGGCAUGCUUUGCCAAGCAUUCUGAAAUAUUCUGAGCCUGCACUAAUGACCCUUUCACACAUUGCUAUCUAAUGCCGGGGUAAUAGUAUGCAGCGCUUAAAACAUUUGUAUUAUUAAGCGCUUUAUAAAUGUUGCAUAUAUAUUAUUAUUAAUGCUUUCUGAUAAACAAAUAUAAAUGUUUACUGGUCUCAGUAUAAAGGAUAAACAUAUCUAGAAAUCAACAAACUUCCUGUCUGGGUCAGAAGUCCACUUUCAAAUUGCAUUUAAAAUCUUAAAUACAACUGUCUACUGAGAGUUGUUAGAUGGAAGCAGAUUUUGCUGUUGGAUGGCAGUUAACAUGUGACAGGGUCUUUAAGACCGAUAAGACAUUGCAAAACUUGUGUAAAAAUAUUAGUGUGUAGGGCUCGGUCGAAGACCCUGCCCAAGGUUUGAUAACAUUAAGCUUGGCAAUCAAUUGUAGGGUUGAUUUCUUAAUGAAUUGCAUUAAUCGUUGUGUACGAGCAAU